UCCAUCUCAGAGAGAGCAUGAUGGCGAAGAGUUAUGACUACAUCUAUGAGGGCUCCACCUCAGACGCCAACAAGCAGGAUGGCAAGCGAGGAGACGAGGAUUUCUUCCCUCCAGCUGGGUGCUUCAAGUACGCCUUCAAGGUGCCUAUUGGCACGUGGCUUGACCGGGACAAUGGCUGGCCAGUUGCUUAGUAAGCGCACCACGUACGCACGCACUCCCAUGGCCUCGCUUGCCAGCAUCUCUCCCCGCGCAUGUAUAUGUACGCAGCCACGGCACUGCGGAGGCGGCUGUGGAGGGCAUCAUCAAGAAGGGGCUGCUGAUCAACGGAGGGGCGGCCACGCCUCCCCACGGUGCGGCAUGCGGCCGAGGCAUCUACGCAUCGCAGACCCUGGACCGGGCUCUCGGCCACGCGGAGGCUUUCAAGCUCAGCUUCCACGGCAACGUCAAGGUCGUCUUCCUGGUCCGUGUGCGCCCUGGCAGCAUGUCCAAGCACUGCGGCGGGAAGGUCUGGGUGGUCGACGAUGAGGAGAAUGUGCGUGUGGUGGCCAUGCUUGUCGUGCCAGUGUGACGGCAGACGCCCUUCUUUCGCUUGCUUGCAUGUACACUAG
This is a messenger RNA of Vitrella brassicaformis, 608 nucleotides long. The record is from the annotation of a GenBank genome assembly. NCBI's taxonomy places the organism in Eukaryota, Vitrellaceae.